CCCCGCCUGCGCCCGGCCGCCUCGCCCAUGGCCGAGGGCCGGCGGCGGGAGGACGAGGAGGAGGAGCUGCGCGAUCGCCGGGAGCUCGCGGGCCCGCGUCGCUCCCGGGGCCGGGCGCUCUCGGGACACUCGGCCUCAGAUCGCAACGAACGAAAUAAACCAGAGCACCGUUCUUCAAGCCAAGGACCCUUGUCAUCCAUUAGAGCAGCAAUCAAGAGAUCUUCUCGUCCUUCUAUUCAGAGUGAACUUCACAGAGAUAGAAGGCGCCCGGAGAUCACGAUUGUCGCAGCGGAGCCACUGAGGCCAACCUCUUGGUUCCCAGGAGUCCCUCCCCCAGGACUGGGGUUCCCCCAGACUUCCACAGCAAACCCCUGGAGGCCCAAUGACCUGGUUCCUGCAGAGCUUCCACCGUCUUAUGAGCAAGUCAUAAAAGAAAUCAACCAAGUUCAAGUUAAUACUACAAAUAAUAAUAAUGCUGCUGCCACACCUAGGCACACCAUUACAUCUGCAACUCAGACUGACUUUUCAGAAGAAAUAGACAACCAACUGCCUCAAACACUGCAGGCACCUCUCAAGCCUCUUCAGUCUCCCCCUACCAUCCCAGCCAGCCACCCUCUGACCAAUGUGGCUCCUUUAAUUGUCUUUGAUGUUUCUGAUGAUCAGAGUUGUCCAGAAGGCUCCAGUGCUACAAGAUGUCCAGUGCCAAGGCCAAGAUCAAAAAGCAACCUCAGACCAGUAGCUAGAGAUACUCACAUUAAAGAAAAUAAUCAUCAGAAAACUGUCUCAGUGGCCCCAGAAGAGGUGUCCUCCCCCUGUCGUCCCCAAUCCUUCUUGGAUAGUCCCGACAAUUUAGCUAGUCAGGCAGCGAUGAACAUUAUGAAUACAGAGCAAAGCCAAAAUAAUAUUGUUUCAAGAAUCAAAGCAUUUGAGGGCCAGACCAAUCCAGAAAGCUGGGCACUAUCCAAGAAACCAGAAAUUGUUCCCCGUACUUUCCCUCCAAGGCCUGCAGUUUCCUCAGGGAAACCCUCUGUGGCUCCUAAACCAGCUGCUAACAGAGCUUCUGGAGAAUGGGAUGCCUGGACUGACAACAAGCUCAGAGCAACCUCCAGGGAAGGGCUCAACCCUCAAUCACCACCACAAGAAGCAGGGAACAUCCCAGUAACCAAACCUGAAUUGCCAAAGAAACCAAAUCCCGGCCUUAUUAGAAGUAUUCAUCAUGAGAAUCUGGGAGGAAUGCCCAUGGCUGAGAGCCCUGAUGGUGGAAAGAAGGUCCCGCUGCCUGCCCCUCGGCCUUUGCUGCCCAGGAAGUCAGUUUCCUCAGAAAACCCCACCCCACCUGCAGCUCUGCUGAAACCAGUCACUGUUCCCCCUCGGUUCUCAGUGACAUCACAAGCCAAAGCAUUCAAGGCCCUAGGAGAAGGUCCUCUAGCCAACCCCUUGGCACCAGUUCUACCGAACAACUAUCCUCUAGGUUUACAGGAGGAUCUACAAAGCCCUCCUCCUCUUCCCACUGAAAAGCCUAUUGGAAACACUUACAGUACAGUGAUGGGAAAAUCCAGUAGCAAUGACAAAAUGAGGAAUGUGGAACCUAACGUUGCUAGUCAAACAGGAGGUCUUGUUCGAGGGCCCCCAAGAUUGCCACCGAGACCUGUAAAUGGAAAACUCCUACCCGCUCGACAGCCUCCAUCAAAGGCUCCUCCUGAGAGACCACCUCCUCCCAAACUUUCUGCAAGCAGAUCAUCAGCAAAAAAACUGCCUUUCAAUCGGUCCUCUUCUGAGAUGGAUCUUCAGAGCAAACCAAGUAACUUGGCAUCUGGAAUCACAAAAGCCAAGAGCCAAGUCUUUAGAAUUCAAGAUCCGGUGCUACCCCCUCGCCCUAAACCAGGACACCCUCUCUACAAAAAAUACAUGCUCUCUGUGCCUCAUGGGAUUGCCAAUGAAGACAUUGUCUCGAAAAACUCUGGAGAAGUGUCUUAUAAGGAGCCAGGCUACGCUCAGAAGCCUACAGACAGUAGUGCACCUCAUGCUGUGGUUCUUCAUGAUUUUGCAGCAGAGCAAGUUGAUGAUUUGAACCUCACUUCUGGAGAAAUUGUUUAUCUUCUGGAAAAAAUAGAUGCAGAUUGGUAUAAAGGGAAAUGUGGAAACCAGACUGGUGUGUUUCCUGCCAACUACAUCAAAGUGAUUAUUGAUGUUCCAGAAAGAGGAAAUAAAAAACGAGAAUCCGUUUCAUCUCAUUGUGCUAAGGGUCCAAGAUGUAUCUCUCGAUUUGAAUUUAUUGGAGACCAAAAGGAUGAAUUAAGUUUCUCAGAGGGAGAAAUUAUCCUCCUUAAAGAGUAUGUGAAUGAAGAAUGGGCCAGAGGAGAGCUUCGAGACAGAACUGGGAUUUUCCCCCUGAGCUUUGUGGAACUUAUGGAAGACCAUCUCACCUCUGGUCCAAAUGUUUCAGGCACAAAGGUAGGAUUGAAGACCAAAAAAGAAGAUUCUGGUACAAAUUCUCAGGAUAACAGUCCUUCUGGAGAAUGGUGUGAAGCUCUUCACAAUUUCGUGGCAGAGACCAGUGACGACUUAUCCUUCCAGAGGGGGGACCGGAUCCUCAUCCUCGAGCGCCUUAACUGUGAUUGGUAUAAGGGCCGCCUUCGAGACAGGGAGGGCACUUUCCCAGCAGUCUUUGUGCGACCCUGCCCAGCUGAGGCAAAGAUGUUGUCUGCGUUAGCACUGAAGGGAAGGAAAGCCAAAGCCUUGUAUGACUUCCAUGGAGAGAAUGAAGAUGAGCUUUCCUUCAAGGUUGGAGAUAUAAUAACAGAGCUGGAAUCUGUAGAUGAUGACUGGAUGAGUGGAGAACUUCUGGGAAAAUCUGGAAUAUUUCCCAAAAACUAUGUUCAGUUUAUACAAGUCAACUGAAGGUGAUGUUUGACUGUGUUCCUUGGCCCAAGAACUCACUUGAACUAUCUCACUUUGACUAUCAGAUUUGUUUUUUUGCACUAUUUUUUUAAACUGAAAGAAAUAUCUAUGCUGUACGUGGUACAAUACACUUUUCUGAGAGCAGAAAACAUCUAGAAUUUGUAGUUAGCUCUCAUUCCAGAUUAGAGAAGCACCCAGGGAAACCUUGAGGACAUCAGGCAAGGACAUUAGCAAGGCAGAGCCACACCCGCCAGGGAAACAGGUGGGGGAGCAGCCUCAGUGGGGGGGGGGGGGCUGACAGGCAGAAUUUGCACUGGGACUUGCAUUUCCUUUGGCUCACUAAAUUAACCCACUUCCUCAUUCUUUACCUUUAGUUGAAAAAGAGGAUGUUUGCUACUCCAGGGCUAUAACUAUCAGGACAUGGUGGUUAAUUGUAAAUUCAGUUUUUGAUAUUCAGAUUAAUCCUAACAUUUUGAGCACUUUAUCCUUAUUACCAGGGCAGGUCCUUGCUGUGGGAGCAGCUCGUUCAUAGACUAGUGGGAGCCUUCGUAAUCAUGAGGUGAGUCAGCUCACUCUCACCAAGCUCUCCUUGUGUUACCUAUUUUCCUUUGCCCAUGGAUUUAAGGGUCUAAAUUUGAUGAAUCCAAGUCAAAAGACCAAAAUCGUCCUGAAUUGCCUUGCUAACACAACUAACCCUUCCACAUACAUGCUGUACUUCUUUCUUCCAUGUAUACUUUAUGUUAACAGGAUUAUUAUAAUGCGUAUUUUCUGAAUCUGCAAUCAUUCUUUUGACAAUUACUGGAACCCAAAGAAAAAUUCAUUUUCUUUGUGUUACUCCAGUAAUACAUUAAAGCUGUGUCUUAUUUGAGUGGUACAUUAUGAAUCACACUUAGUCAGAAUACAGAGUAACUGCUAAUAUGGGAAAUAGUGCCAAGCCCACACAACUCAUUUUUUCUCCAACAUAAUCAGAAUGAGUAUUACUUUUAGGAGACUUAAGAGUGGUAAUUUUUUGUUUUCUCCUAACUCAGCCUAUCCCUAUAUAAUUAUAUGAGUAAAUAAAAAUCCAAUUUUCUGAUAAUAUAUUUUAAGCAUCCCAGCCAUAAGACAAAAAGUGGUUCUUAAUGUGACUGAAUCAGUUACAGUAGUGGGCUACAGCCAAAUAGGUUGAAGACAAUCUUCCAAACAGAUCGAUGGAAUAGGAUUUCGUUGUAAAUAUAAAUCACUUUUUCAGCCAUUUUCAUAACUUUUCUAUUGACUUUCAUAUGCCUGGCCAUUUUUUAGCUUUUAUUAUUGUUUCCCAUUGUCCAGUCAAGCAGCUAUUGGUCAGAGCACUUGGAAUGCACAGAAGGGAGGUGAUUUUACUUCAUAAAAUAUAUCUUUCAAUUACAUGGCUAUAUGGAAGGUUUUUUUUUACAUAUUUAGGUAAAGAAGACAAAAAUUUUUUGUCAGUAUCACUUGAAAAACGUCAGUGAGAAAUGAAUGACUUAAAGCAUUUAUCUCAAUUAAAUUCCCAUUUUCAGCAAGCUCUUUAGCUGGGGGGAGGGUAUUGUUGGGGAGGUUGGAACAGGAUGUGAGGUAUAUAUUUAUGCCUGUGUAAUUUUAGCAUCUUAUACUGAAGAUUGUGAAAACCUGGUUUUAUUGAAGAAAAACAUUCCUCUUAAAUUUUGACUUUCUGUCAGCAGAAUGAUAAGUGCAAUAGUUGUAAAUCUACUUGACACUAUAAUAAACUGAACUUUUCAAAGUC
This is a messenger RNA of Suncus etruscus (white-toothed pygmy shrew), 4645 nucleotides long. It is a transcript of the gene SH3D19, whose product is annotated as SH3 domain containing 19. NCBI's taxonomy places the organism in Eukaryota, Metazoa, Chordata, Mammalia, Eulipotyphla, Soricidae. The transcript is spliced from 20 exons. The record is from RefSeq and is a predicted model, not a curated record. Gene Ontology annotation, molecular function: protein binding. The coding region runs from base 28 to 2901 and encodes 957 amino acids.